CCUGGAGAAGUGGAAUCUCGCUGGCGUUGCUCCCAGCUCGGGACUCGUGGAGUGGCACUGGGCAUGCUCAGUCGCCGGAGCCCGUCCUAGGCUCAAGUAGGAGGAAGCUCGUGUGCUGCACCCGCAGCUGAUCCGGGCGCUUGGUGGAGGGCGAGACUGGAGCGGAGCUGUCGGGCGCCGUAGCUGAGGCGAGCACUGCGCACACCACCGGUUGGAGCUGCUUGGGUGAGCUGCUGCGGCCCGUAGCCAAGCAUGCUGUGGUCGGAUCUGCCCAGCUGUGGAACAGAAACAUUUGCUGGAUGGAAAAUCCAUAAAAGAAAGCUGCUGUGAAAGCCUGAGACAGACCAUAACUUAAGCAAAAUCAGAUAUAUUUGGGCUGCCUGACCUCAUUGGGUGAUUACUGCUAACAAGACUUUGUGGUAAAAGGGAACUUGUCUUCUGAGCUUUGUACCAAAGACCUGGGCAAACCAACCCUCUCAGCCUUUUCCGAGUACUUGGAAACGGCCGAGGCCCCUGCCGAUCGAUGUGCUGACUGGUCGCUAUGGGCAGACGGUCCGCGGAGGCUCACUGUUGUCCAGGCAGCUCCUCCGACUCAGGUGCAGACACUGUGGCGGUGUUUAUGGCCAGCAGCGGAACCACGGAUGUCACGAAUCGGAACAGCCCGGCCACCCCACCAAAUACCCUCAACCUCCGUUCCUCCCACAAUGAACUGCUGAACGCUGAAAUCAAGCACACAGAGGCCAAGAACAGCACACCCCCCAAAUGCAGGAAGAAAUACGCACUAACUAACAUCCAGGCAGCCAUGGGCCUCUCGGACCCAGCUGCGCAGCCCCUGCUGGGGAACGGCUCCGCCAACAUCAAGCUGGUGAAGAACGGGGAGAACCAGCUCCGGAAGGCUGCGGAGCAGGGCCAGCAGGACCCCAACAAAAACGUCAGUCCCCCUGCGGUCAUCAACAUAACUUCUGAGAAGUUAGAAGGUAAAGAGCCCCACCCACAGGAUUCCUCGGGCUGUGAAAUUUUACCCUGCCAGCCCCGGCGAACCAAGAGCUUCCUAAACUACUAUGCAGACCUGGAAACCUCAGCCAGGGAACUAGAGCAGGACUCGAGUGGCCAGCACGGGGUUGCAGGAGAGAAGGCCCCGCCGGGCCAGGGCCAGGCCUCCACCGUCAUCGGGAAUGGCGAGGUGCCGCUGCAGAAACCAAACAAACCCCAGUUCAGCCCUGAAGACGGCCAGGUAGCCACAGUGUCGUCCAGCCCGGAGACCAAGAAGGAUCAUCCUAAAACAGGGGCCAAGACGGACUGUGCACUGCACCGGAUCCAGAACCUGGCGCCCAGCGACGAGGAGUCCAGCUGGACCACACUGUCCCACGACAGUGCCUCACCCAGCUCCCCGGACGAGACAGCAGACAUAUGGAGUGAUCACUCAUUUCAGACCGACCCAGAUUUGCCUCCUGGCUGGAAAAGAAUCAACGACGUGGCCGGGACCUAUUACUGGCACAUCCCGACGGGAACGACACAGUGGGAACGCCCCGUCUCGGUCCCAGCAGAUCUUCAGGGCUCUAGGAAAGGGUCCCUUAGCUCUGUAACGCCAUCUCCCACCCCGAGAACGAGGUCAUCGAGUGACCAAAUGUUAACUGGUGACGAGGCCGUGUGUCAGGGAACUCGAGCUUUUCGUGAACCAGAGGAACUAACUUUAGCUCGAUCAGGGCUAGUUCAGAAACAGCCAUGGAGUGAUUUUGCUGUUCUGAAUGGGGGAAAGAUUAAUAGUGACAUUUGGAAGGAUUUGCACGCAGCCACAGUGAACCCAGACCCCAGUCUAAAAGAGUUUGAAGGAGCGACACUGCGCUAUGCGUCUUUGAAACUCAGAAAUGCCCCACAUGCUGAUGAUGACGAUUCUUGUAGUAUCAACAGUGACCCAGAAGCCAAGUGCUUCGCUGUGCGCUCGCUGGGGUGGGUAGAGAUGGCAGAGGAGGACCUCGCCCCUGGGAAGAGCAGUGUCGCCGUCAACAACUGCAUCCGGCAGCUCUCUUACUGCAAAAACGACAUCCGGGAUACAGUCGGCAUUUGGGGAGAGGGCAAGGACAUGUACCUGAUCCUGGAGAACGACACGCUCAGCCUGGUGGACCCCAUGGACCGCACCGUGCUGCACGCGCAGCCCAUCGUGAGCAUCCGUGUGUGGGGCGUGGGCCGCGACAACGGCCGAGAGAGAGAUUUUGCUUAUGUAGCAAGAGACAAAGAUACAAGAAUUUUGAAAUGUCAUGUAUUUCGAUGUGACACACCAGCAAAAGCCAUCGCCACAAGUCUCCACGAGAUCUGUUCCAAGAUUAUGGCCGAGCGGAAGAACGCCAAAGCCCUGGCCUGCAGCUCCUUACAGGAAAGGACCCACCUGAACCUCGACGUCCCCUUACAAGUAGAUUUCCCAACACCAAAGACCGAGCUGGUGCAGAAGUUCCACGUGCAGUACCUGGGCAUGCUGCCCGUUGACAGACCAGUCGGAAUGGAUACCCUGAACAAUGCCAUAGAAAGUCUAAUGACCUCAUCCAACAAGGAGGACUGGCCAUCGGUGAACAUGAACGUGGCCGAUGCCACUGUGACUGUCAUCAGUGAAAAGAACGAAGAGGACAUCCUAGUGGAGUGCCGUGUGCGGUUUUUGUCCUUCAUGGGCGUCGGGAAGGACAUCCACACCUUUGCCUUCAUCAUGGACACCGGGAACCAGCGCUUUGAGUGCCACGUCUUCUGGUGCGAGCCCAACGCCGGCAACGUGUCCGAGGCGGUGCAGGCCGCCUGCAUGUUGCGAUACCAGAAGUGCUUGGUAGCCAGGCCGCCUUCGCAGAAAGUGCGGCCCCCUCCUCCGCCAGCGGACUCAGUGACCAGAAGAGUCACAACCAAUGUAAAACGCGGGGUCCUGUCCCUCAUUGACACUUUGAAACAGAAACGCCCGGUCACAGAAACGCCAUAGCUGCACAUGGUGGAGGAUUCCGUAACACUGACCCGAAGACCGAACAGCUACACUAAAGAUGAAGAACUGAUGCCUGGCCUUCCAUUCGGCUGCUGAUGCUUUGUCUUCAGAGAACUUAUCCUUAACCAAACAGUGUUAGACAAGCAUGUUCUCUCGUCUUGCCGCCGUCAUGUGAUAGGAAAAGAAGCAUGACUAAUUUUUUUUGCUGUCAGUAAGUUACACCAUGAGCAGUGGAAGGUCUUUCUCUUAUUGUAAAUAUCGUGAACAUUACUUAACUUCACACACACAGAGAAGAAUGUGGCCACACCCCUCCCCACGAACUGAUGCUGAGUCCCUGGAGUGAAUGAUGCCUGGAUCAGUUCUGUUGUCCUCCCGACUGGGUCUGUCACAACAACUUUAAGUCCCACAGCACUCUGCCCCGCUUUCUGCGUUGGAGUAGACACUGUGUACCAGAAACCAUUGAAAUGCUGUAAAAAUAGGAUGAUGAGUUUUUGUGUUCGUUACUCAUAAUGUCGAACCUUUUGGUUGACAAAGUUGGCUGUUGGCAUCCGUGUGGAGGCCAGCUGGUGGUUCUCCGUGACGAGCUCCUUGACACACAGACACCGUUCCGUGUCUACUCGUGUCACGUCAGACAGCUGUUUGUGGGGUACUGGAAAAAAGUGAAACUCAAAAUUGAAAACAAACCAAAUUUCAGAAAUUAAAAUCAAGCAAAAAUAGCCUUUCUUUUCAGAUGGUUUUCAAACUGAUUAAGAGGUUAACAAAGUCAUAAUGCAUUUUGGAUGGGACAUACUCAAACUUCUGCCUUAUUAUUGUACAAUGCAGCUAGAGAAUUAAAGUUCAUUAGGGCCAUUCUCUACAUAAACCACAUUAAAAUGAAAUAUUCCUCGGAAGCCUUUUUUCCUUAGUUCAGCAAUUAGCCAAUAUGCAAUUUGCAUUUGAAGAAAUGUCACCUGUAGUUUAGGUCAUCACCGUGAUGUUUUGUUGGUCCCCUUCCUGAGUACACAUUCUGCUAGGAUUCUGCAUCUAGCUCAGUCUUACCCUAAUGCUAUUUGUCCAGAAAGCUGUCUGUCCAUCACGUAUUUUCCAUGGCAACAAAUUACAUUAAAUUGAACCUGCUUGAAUUUAUGUAUUUACUUUUAGAAUUUGUUGGACUCCACUAGAUAUAUAUUUAAAUUUAUAUUUUUUUCCGUUAUAUUUUCAAGAUUAAAAAUUUUCAUAUCAGAGCAAAAAUGUACAUAAGAGCAAUGUACUGCUUAGUAAGUUUCCCAAAACUGGAGCUUUCCUGCCUCUCCAUCUAGAUAUGAAACUUAGCUCCAAGGUUCAGAUUUAGACCCUUGUUAACAUUGUUUUCCAAGAGAUUUGCUGAAGAGAUCGAUCUAAACUUCAAUCGUGUUUACUUUUAAUGUCAAAAUCAACACUUCACAAUAUCCAGUGAUAAAAGUAACUGCUCUAUGUUUAUCCUCUGCUGUGUGCUUGUCAAAUGGUUUUCACGUUCUCACCACACUUGAGCCUUGUAAGGGAGAGAAGGCACCAAAUAUAUUGGAGAAAUACAAACACGAAGCUCCCAGAGGCUCAGUUGCCUAGACUCAGGUCUCGCAAAAGUCAGGGCCCAUGCUUCCUACCUCCCAGUUUUCAGUUACACCGUCUCCACGCCAGCCAGGAAGUCUUUCCACAGUUCCUCUGGGCACACCCAGUUACUGUCCGGAAGUCUCAGAAUUCCCUGUGCAGGCGGGGGCAUACACGGUGGUGUGAGUCAUACACCCCUGCUUCCUCUCAGCCCAGGACUGUUCUGCAGUGUGCGUCAGACGUGUCGCUGAGGACAGUGUACCUGCAGUACACGGCCUGCUCAACCCGGGAGAUCCUCCAGAGGUGAUGUGUCAUGUGGCAGAGGCCUUCCCGCCCUGUGCCCUCUCGGAGUCCUGGAAUGUUGCUAGCACCUUAGUGUUAGGG
Messenger RNA from Phyllostomus discolor (pale spear-nosed bat), 4909 nucleotides. It is a transcript of the gene APBB2, whose product is annotated as amyloid beta precursor protein binding family B member 2. Gene Ontology annotation, molecular function: amyloid-beta binding; transcription factor binding. Bases 542 to 2959 code for a protein of 805 amino acids. The record is from RefSeq and is a predicted model, not a curated record. Gene Ontology annotation, biological process: regulation of DNA-templated transcription. Gene Ontology annotation, cellular component: cytoplasm; nucleus. NCBI's taxonomy places the organism in Eukaryota, Metazoa, Chordata, Mammalia, Chiroptera, Phyllostomidae. The transcript has 20 exons.